AUGGCAUCAUCAUCAGAAGCAUCAAAAGCAGAAGUAAACGACGAUACCGCCGUGACCACGACGAGUAGAAACAAUAACAACAAUCCCUUUGCACGAGAACAAGAAAAACGAGAAGGACAUUUUGACGCGGAAGGAAAAAAUGAAUUGACAAAACCACCAUCGUCGUCAUCGCCUAAAAACUCUGAUGGAAGAACAAACGACGACGGUGAGAAAGAAGAAGAAGAAGAUAAAAAAGAAGAAGAACAAGAGAAUAAAAGAGACGUUUCGGACAUCUCCAGAAUACGGUUUCGGAGGCAGAGUUCCGUGCACGACAUCGGUCCCAUAGAACUUUCGUCCACGAAAACGACCGUCUUGGACAUCAAGGAAAAACUGAAACAGUUUGUCACGGAGGAAGAACAACGCGCGAAGAAAAACGAGGAAAAAAAAGACGGAGGAAAAACAUCAUCAAUAACGAAUAACUUAACGACGGACGAUAUAAAGAUACUUUAUUUAGGUAAAGUUCUAGACGGGUGCGACGAUGCGACGUUGUUUCAGAUCGGUAUUCCCGCCGCCGGAAUCACGACGAUUAUGCACGCGCACGUCGUCCCGCCAAACAUGCGAAGGAGAAGUUCGGCGCAAAAGUUAGCCACGUUAGGGACAAAGUUAUUGCUUAGCGGCGGAGAAGUCAAUGGGAAUGGUAACGCGCAACCUUCGUGUUGUUCGAUACAGUAG
Bathycoccus prasinos is the source of this 711-nucleotide messenger RNA. RefSeq lists its product with no specific name. The record is from RefSeq and is a predicted model, not a curated record. The transcript has a single exon. Lineage: Eukaryota; Viridiplantae; Chlorophyta; Mamiellophyceae; Mamiellales; Bathycoccaceae. Bases 1 to 711 code for a protein of 236 amino acids.